This is a messenger RNA of Aptenodytes forsteri (emperor penguin), 5565 nucleotides long. RefSeq names its product ubiquitin conjugating enzyme E2 O (gene UBE2O). The transcript has 17 exons. The record is from RefSeq and is a predicted model, not a curated record. Bases 45 to 3542 code for a protein of 1165 amino acids. NCBI's taxonomy places the organism in Eukaryota, Metazoa, Chordata, Aves, Sphenisciformes, Spheniscidae.
AGCUUGAAGAUCGCUCUGUGGUCCCUCGAGAUGUGGUCAGACAUAUGAGCUCCAGCGACAGCCAGUGUGGGACUGUAAUUGAUGUCAACAUAGAGUGUGCUGUGAAGCUGGUAGGAACCAACUGCAUCCUCUACCCUGUCAACAGCAAAGACCUGCAACAUAUCUGGCCUUUCAUGUAUGGUGACUACAUAGCCUAUGACUGCUGGCUGGGCAAGGUCUAUGAUUUGAAGAACCAAGUCAUCCUCAAGCUUUCCAAUGGAGCCAGGUGUUCUAUGAGCACAGAAGAUGGAGCCAAGCUGUAUGACGUUUGUCCUCAUGUCAGUGACUCGGGUCUCUUCUUUGAUGAUUCAUAUGGCUUUUAUCCUGGGCAAGUCCUCAUCGGGCCUUCUAAAGUCUUUUCCAGUGUGCAGUGGCUCUCGGGUGUGAAGCCUGUUCUGAGCACAAAGAGCAAGUUCAGAGUGGUGGUGGAAGAGGUACAGGUGGUAGAACUAAAGGUUACUUGGAUCACUAAAAGCUUCUGUCCUGGAGGUACUGACAGUGUGAGCCCUCCUCCCUCCAUAAUCAGCCAGGAGAACCUGUCCAGGGUAAAGCGUCUAGGGUGCUUUGACCAUGCCCAAAGGCAGCUUGGGGAAAGAUGCCUCUAUGUGUUCCCAGACAAAGUGGAACCUGCAAAAAUCACCUGUGAAUGCCCCGAGAGGAACUGUGUCCUGGGUGAAGGAUCAGUUGCCAAAAAGGUGAGGCGGCUGCUGAAGAAGCAGAUAGUGAAGAUCAUGUCAUGCUCCCCAGAGUCUCAGGGUACCAAUGAAGCCCCUGACAAAGAGUCUGCUGCAGCUGCUGACCAAAAAUCAGAAGAGCUUAAGCCUGGAUCAAAGUGUGAGCUGGAUGACUCUUCCAACAGUGCACCAAGUCCUGGGGAGAGGAAGGAGGAGCAGCCUGAAGAAACAGGGAAGGAGAAAGGGGGAGCAGCAGUGCGACAGCAGCAGCCUCCCUUUCUGCUGAAAGACGAAGGGUCGUCUGACUAUCGGCUUCAGUCCAUGGAGCAAGAUGCUGAUGAUGAGGCAGCUGAUGACACUGAUGACACUAGCUCUGUCACCUCUUCUGCUAGCUCCACUGCCUCAUCCCAGAGUGGCAGUGGCACUGGCCGUAAGAAGAGCAUCCCUCUUUCCAUCAAAAACUUGAAGCGGAAGCACAAGAAAAAGAAGACCAAGAUUUCACGAGAGUUUAAGCCAGGAGACAGGGUUGCUGUAGAAGUGGUGACCACGAUGACUUCAGCUGACGUGAUGUGGCAGGAUGGCACCGUGGAGACAAACAUUCGCUCCAAUGAGCUGAUUCCAGUCCACCAUCUGGACAACAACGAGUUCUGCCCUGGGGAUUUUGUGGUGGACAAAAGAGCUCAGAGCUCCCAGGACCCUGGGUUAUACGGAGUUGUGCAGUCCGGUGACCAUAUUGGCCGUACCUGUGUGGUGAAGUGGUUCAAGUUGAAAUCCAGCGGAGAUGAUGUGGAGCUGAUCGGGGAGGAGGAGGAUGUGAGUGUGUAUGAUAUUGCUGAUCAUCCAGACUUUCGCUUCCGCACUACUGACAUUGUGAUUCGCAUUGGCAACUCGGACGGAGCCACAGCUAAGGAAGAUGAGCCUUCGGUUGGACAGGUGGCUCGUGUGGAUGUCAGCAGUAAAGUGGAAGUGGUGUGGGCUGAUAACUCCAAGACUAUCAUUCUGCCUCAGCACUUAUACAAUAUUGAAUCAGAAAUUGAGGAGUCAGACUACGAUUCUGUUGACGGCAGCACCAGCGGGGCAUCCUCUGAGUGGGAGGAUGAAAGCGACAGCUGGGAGACAGACAAUGGCCUCAUGGAAGACGACCACCCAAAAAUUGAGGAGUUAGAGCCUGAGGAGCCGGCAGCAGAGGAGGUGAAAAAAGUAGAGGAACAAGUCCAGGGAGCUGUGGCUAUGGCAGUUGCAGACCUUGCUGCAGAGAAAGCUGGCAAGGACGGAGCCCCAAAGAGCUUCCGGGAACUAAAGGAGGCCAUCAAGAUCUUGGAAAGCCUGAAAAACAUGACUGUGGAGCAGCUGCUGACUGGCUCUCCCACCUCCCCAACUGUGGAGCUGGAAAAACCCACUCGGGAGAAGAAGUUCUUGGACGAUAUUAAAAAGCUGCAGGAAAAUCUAAAGAAGACCUUGGAUAAUGUGGCUAUUGCAGAGGAGGAAAAGAUGGAAGCCAUGGUGGAGACGGAGAAGAAAGAAGAAAAAGCAGAGGCACAGACACCAGUGAGGUCGGAGUGGCCCAGUGAGACACCAGUGCUCUGCCAGCAGAGUGGAGGCAAGCCUGGAGUCACCUUCACCAGUGCCAAGGGAGAAGUCUUUUCUGUGUUGGAGUAUGCUCCAGAUACCCAUGCCUUCAAGAAAAUGGAGUUCCAGCCCCCAGAAGCAAAGAAGUUCUUUAGCACCGUGCGGAAAGAGAUGGCUCUCCUGGCCACCUCCCUGCCUGAUGGCAUCAUGGUUAAAACUUUUGAGGAUCGAAUGGAUCUCUUCUCAGCACUUAUAAAAGGGCCCACACGCACGCCCUAUGAAGAUGGCCUCUUUCUCUUUGAUAUCCAGCUCCCCAACAUCUACCCCGCUGUCCCGCCUCUCUUCCGCUACCUCUCCCAGUGCAGUGGGAGACUGAAUCCCAACCUGUACGACAACGGCAAAGUGUGUGUCAGCCUCCUGGGGACGUGGAUAGGCAAGGGGACAGAAAGGUGGACCAGUAAAUCCAGCCUCCUUCAAGUACUCAUCUCCAUCCAAGGUCUCAUCCUAGUGAAUGAGCCCUACUACAACGAGGCGGGCUUCGACAGCGACCGGGGCCUCCAGGAGGGCUAUGAGAACAGUCGCUGCUACAAUGAGAUGACCCUGAUCCGGGUGGUGCAGUCCAUGAUGCAGCUGCUGCGCAGGCCGGUGGAAGUCUUUGAGCACGAAAUCCGCGAGCAUUUUCGCUGCAACGGCUGGCGCCUGGUGUCCCGCAUCGAGUCCUGGCUGGAGACGAACGAGCUGGUGGAGCGGAGCCAUGAACAGGCCAAUGGGGCAGAUUCUGCCUCCCUCCUCUCUGCCUGCGGCACCCUGGCCGAGAGCCCAGGAGACAAUGUGGGAUCGCUGGGGGAGUACAGCAGCAGCUUGGAGCAGGGGGCGGCCGCUGAACUUUCCGACUCGGCACUCGACGGGAAGGAGGAGCUGGACGAGUCGGAGUUCACAACCUCGACGCCCAACGCUGGUGAUCUCCAACAGUACUCAGACUCGGAGAGCACAGGCCAAGCCAGGGGGGUAGACCUGGCCAGAGACCGAACGGACGAGGGGAAGGCUGCCCAGGACUCUGCCUUGCAGCCUAGUGUGAAACCAAAGAAAAGGAGAAAGAGCUACAGGAGUUUCCUUCCGGAGAAGAGCGGUUACCCUGAUAUUGGGUUCCCCCUCUUCCCUUUGUCCAAGGGGUUCAUUAAAAGCAUCCGCGGUGUCUUGCAGCAGUACCGGGCUGCCUUAGCAGGGGCCAAUAUCCCAGAGUGGACAGAGGACAAAUAAACCGUCAGGUUAGGGACAGGCAGGUGCAGGGGAGAAGGGAAAGCAGCAGAAAGGAAAUUGGCAAACGCUGUUACCAGUAAACUGGCUUCUCCUUCCAGCUUUUCUUCCUCAGCUUGGUUUGUUCCAAAGAAGGUGGUAGGCCUGAUUGCUCCUCCGAGGAAAAGCUGUCUAAGCAUGAAUAACUCUUUGCCCCCAGCCCUUCUUCCUUCCCCCUGUCCCAUGUACGUGCUCCUCUUGCGAGUUUGACCCUGCAAUGGUAAGAUUUGAGACCUGCACAGAAGCAGUCUUGCAGCCACGUUCCCUCUGCACUUUCAUCUUGGGGCACCUUUCCACACAAGGACUGUUCCCACCCAGCGCUACACCCAGCAGUUUGUUCUGGUGGGGUUCAAGCCAGGAGAAGUGAUUGCUGUAGUAUCUGGAAGUGAAGGGCAAUGCCCUCCCGGUCUUUCAUUUUUCUCUGCGUUACCAUGGGUUUUAUGAAGUCUACCCCAGCUUAUAUGUACUUAGACAUUGGAUUGUGUUUGCAUUGAAGUUGUCUACACCAUACGGAGUUGCUCUAGUCUUAGUUGUUCACCGAUAGCUGCGGGGUUCUUCCGAUCGGGACUCGGUAGGCAGAACCAGAGCUCUGCACUAGCACUUGUGCUGCCCUGGUAGUGCUGCGGGAUUUCCAUCCAGUUCUGCAACUUCUGGUCGGUUUUCUGGAAGCAAUUCUAGCCAUCCCCACUUCUUUUUCUCCAGAGUAAGGCAAACUUCCCUUUCCCCACCAUGCAUGCCUGUCUUCUAGCAAUACACGGGAUUCAAGGUUCUGCCCUUGUUACUUGCUUAGGUAUCCGCGUCUUUCGUUCCCAGCCGUCCUGGCUGUCACACAGCACUACACCUGCCCCUGGAUCUCCGCCUCGCCUGGGCAGGCGGCAGCGAGUGAUCUUGGGGAGUAUUGUAGAUCUAGCAGCUAGUCUGGAUGGUGAACCUGGCACGGCUGCUGCUUCUCCGUCAUUCGGCUGUAGAUGGGUAUUUCGGAGCUGUUUGAGCCAGGGUCACCCAAGGGAAAGGAGCUGUCGCGUUGUGAGGAGGUCCUGUUGUAGUAGCAGCAGCAGUUUGUGACCGUUCCUGUGCUGUUACUCAGCCAGCAACUGGAGCACAGCCGACACUGGUGCGGACUGUUAUCAACUCCUUCCCUUGCCAGCUGUUUCCCAUGGUGGCCUGGGUCCGCUGUGGCCGGCAGCGUUGUGGGCACAGCACAUACUAUCCCUAAUCUCAACUGCAGCGCUGCUGUGCCGCUCUGGGAAAUGGCUGGCGAGAUCAGCCCGUGUUUCAGCAGCAGAGAGCUAUCUGAGCUGGUGACUGUGAGCACUUUGAAGCAGUGACUUGCCAGAGUCUCCUGGUCAAGACACCUUCCUGAACCCUCUUUUUUUUCUGUGUGUGCACGCACUUACUUUCACUUCUGGAGCUGGGAGAUUGCACUCCGGCACUACUGCAUUUGCCCAAUGCUUAGGCAUUGGAGAAGCACCCACUUAGCAUCCAUGUGGAGCACGGUCUGUCAGGGAGAGUCCGUUGGUCCUUCCAGCUGGCACAGGGAGCCAGUGGUGCCAGGCUUCCCGGGGAGGAGUCGGGCUGAGCAGACGGCUCUGCCAGAAGUAAGGAUGGAGACAAAACUCUCCUUUGCUCUUGCUCGAUAUGGCUGUGUCCCUUCCCCCCAACCCGGGCCAGGAUCUGGCCUCCUCAUUUUGAAACGGAGAACAGCAGCCGAAUCUCAGCACGUUUGCACGGUGCUUUCUGCUCCUUGAAACGCCAGGGUCUGCGCCCACUGGCCCAAAUCCCCCCACCCAGGUCCCUGCACCUGCUAUUUCCAGCUGCCCCCGUGAUGCUCCGGAGCCAGGGGGCUGGCUGCGCAAAGCCCUUCUCGUGUCACCAUCCACUGCCGGGAUUUUGGAAGGCAUGUCCUGCUCCCGGUGCUCUGGAGGAAGCAGGGCUUGGCUGCGAACGAAGACCUGGGCCUGCAGAGCUCUCUAAGCGCACUGGUCUG